Guillardia theta CCMP2712 is the source of this 666-nucleotide messenger RNA. RefSeq lists its product as hypothetical. The record is from RefSeq and is a predicted model, not a curated record. Lineage: Eukaryota; Cryptophyceae; Pyrenomonadales; Geminigeraceae. The annotation marks the transcript as partial. The transcript has 2 exons.
AGUCCCAUCCACCUCGCACGAGGGGUCGAUCGCUUCCUCCAUGGCCUCCCUCCGGCUCGGCUGCCUCCCACCUGUGAUCGUUGUGCUACAGCUCUCGACCCCUCGGCGGGAAGCAGUGUCUCUCAUUUGGCCAAUUGUCGUCAUCGCGCAGGUCUCUGGACCACCGCACAUGAGCAGUGUACUGUGCUUCAUCAGCAGGGUCUGCGACAAACCCGGACCCACGUCCCUCAGCACACCCACACCUGGAAUGGGCUGGUUCUGGACUUCACGAUGACUCAUCCCUACAACAGCAGCGGCAGCCCCGUCGGACUUUCUGCGCUCUCCGGCCCCGCCCAACAGAAGAUUUCGGAUCAUCGCGCAAGUUAUGGCACCCAUCACCCGCCGAAGGCCUUUCUUCCCUUCACUGCAGGUACAGAUGGUCUUCUUCAUGCUGACGCUUUGCGGUUUCUCUGGUACCUUGCGGAUCACCAUGGAGCUACGUUGACAGCGGAGUGGGAUGGAUGCGCUCAGGAGGCGGUGUAUGGGGACCCUGGCUUUCAUCGUUUGCGUGCUCGUCUGUUUCGGCAGUAUCGCUCUCGCAUGGGUCUUGCCGUCAUCCUCGCAAAAGCCUUGCGCUACUGCUGUUUGUCCUGAUCCUUGUUCCCCUGCUUGUCGUGCGUGCCGUCG